Messenger RNA from Polistes dominula (European paper wasp), 9898 nucleotides. Its product is annotated as fibrillin-2. Gene Ontology annotation, molecular function: calcium ion binding. The record is from RefSeq and is a predicted model, not a curated record. NCBI's taxonomy places the organism in Eukaryota, Metazoa, Arthropoda, Insecta, Hymenoptera, Vespidae.
AGGAAGGGAGGAAGGAAGGGAGGAAGGAAGGGAGGAAGGAAGGUGAAAAAAAAUCGAUAGAAGAUGAAGAAUUUGCGAACAAUGUUACCGAGACGUGAAAGGACCUGUCAAAGGAAUGGAUUCUCCUUAUGGUUGUUGUUCGUACCAUCGAUCCUUCUUCUUCUUACGAGUCGAGUCAUCGAAGAAUGUAAUGCGACGGGACAACGUUAUAACACGCCAAGUUCUACGCAGGAAUUGGAUAAUACUUUGCAAAAUGUACCACCAAUUGGACCUAACGUGUGCAGAUCGAGAUUAAAGAAUUAUUGUUGUCCAGGAUGGACGAAAAAACCGGAAACGGGACUCUGCGUUAUUCCUAUUUGCACGAGGAGAUGUGGUACAGGAAGAUGCAUAAAACCAAAUAUUUGUCUUUGCGAGGGUGGUACAGUUGCAUCAAAUUGCGGUUCGAUUUCAACCAAAAUAAUGACUCAUGAAAGUAGCAGUUCAAUCGAUCGAGGAGAGUCAGGUAGAUGCAGGGUUCAUUGUAUCAACGGUAAUUGCGUUGAUGGCAGAUGUCAAUGUCGAAAUGGAUAUCAAGGAGAAUUUUGUAAUGAACCCAUAUGUCGAGAACCUUGUUUGAAUCAGGGUAGAUGUAUCGGUCCGGAUCGUUGCGCAUGCAUUUACGGAUAUACCGGAAGACGUUGUGAAACGGAUUACAGAACUGGCCCUUGUUAUAUGAAAAUUAAAAAUGGUCAAUGCUUGGCGAAUCUACAGGGUGUUGUUUGUACGAGACAGUUGUGUUGCGCAACAGUUGGUAAAGGUUGGGGCCAUCCUUGCGAAAUGUGUCCCAUGAGACUCGAUUGCGAAUUGGGAUAUUUGAAGACCGCUCAAGGUCAAUGCGUAGAUAUCGACGAAUGCGAUGCGAUCCCGGGUUUAUGCGAAGGAGGAAAAUGCGUAAAUACUCAAGGAUCGUUCACUUGCGAAUGUCCCGAAGGACAAGCUCGAGAUCCUGAAACGAAUGAGUGUAAGGAUCGGGACGAGUGUCAGCAGGAAGGAAUAUGUCCUGAUGGUCGAUGUGUGAACACCAAUGGUGGCUAUUAUUGUUUUUGUAAUCCUGGAUUUAUACAGAGUCAAGAUCGUAAAUCUUGCAUUGACGGAAGACAAGGGCUUUGCUAUACCGCGGUUAAUAGGAAUCGUCAAUGUAAAAAUAGAUUAACUAUGAGACUAAGUAAACACGAUUGUUGUUGUGGCAAAAAUAUGGGUCGUGGUUGGGGAGAUGAAUGCUACAUUUGUCCUAAUCCUGGAAGUGACGAUUACAACAAACUUUGCGCCAAAUUGCAAGAAAUCACACAAAUUAACGAGUGUGCCUUGAGACCAGGUAUAUGUGGCAAUGGCAAAUGCGUUGAUACUGUAAAGGGUUACGAAUGCGAAUGUUAUCCUGGCUAUACGAAAAAGGCUGGCCGUUGUGAAGACAUUGACGAGUGUCGAUUAGGUUAUUGUCAAGGUGGUAAUUGUCGAAAUAACGAGGGAAGUUUUACUUGCCAAUGUCCAGUUGGAUUCACUGUUUCAGGAGAAGGAAGAUACUGCACUGAUCACGAUGAAUGUCAAGAUACUGGAAUGUGUAAUAACGGUCAUUGUAUCAAUAUGAAUGGUUCGUUCAAAUGUAAAUGCAACGAUGGAUACACCUUAUCGCCAACACAAAAUACCUGUAUAGAUAUCAACGAGUGCAGUGAAAACCCACGGAUAUGUUUAAACGGACGUUGCGAGAAUACUCCAGGAUCUUAUCAUUGCCUUUGUCAAUCAGGAUUUACACCUUCGAGAGAUAAUACUUUCUGCGUGGAUAUGGACGAGUGUUCCACGAGUGGAAUGUGUGAGAAUGGAAAGUGCGUCAACAUGGAGGGUUCCUUCAAAUGUGUUUGCGAUUCUGGCUUUCGAAUUGCACCCGAUCAAAGUCAUUGCUUAGACAUCAACGAAUGCUUGAGUGCACCCUGUCAAAGUGGCAGAUGCAUAAAUACCGCUGGAAGUUUUCGUUGCGAAUGUAAUGCAGGAUUUAAUUUGGGACCCGAUGGUAGAUCUUGUUUAGAUACAAGAAGAGACCUUUGUUACUCGCAAUACAGAGACGGCCAAUGUUCUAAUCCAACCUCAACAGCAGUGACAAAAUCAAGUUGCUGUUGCUGCACCGUAAUACUUGGACAACCUAUGGGUUGGGGUAGCACUUGUCAACCUUGUCCUUUGCCUGGUACUACAGAGUUCGAUGCCCUUUGUCCUCAUGGUGCUGGAAUGACGUAUAACGGAGAUGACAUAAACGAAUGUGCCCAAAAUCCAAACAUUUGUAUAAAUGGCGGCUGUGAAAAUCUGAUGGGUACUUAUCGUUGUAUUUGCAAUAAUGGUUACGAGGUUGAUGCAACGGGAAAGAUUUGUAGCGAUAUAAAUGAAUGCGAAUUGGAGGAAUCCUUAUGUAGUGGUGGACAAUGUCGAAAUAUACCUGGUAGUUAUCAGUGUAUUUGUCCAACUGGCACGAGACUGAACACGGAAAAUCAAAUGUGCGAGGAUAUCGACGAGUGCGAAGAAUUAGGUCCAGAUGUUUGUUUCAAUGGAAUUUGUGUGAACGUUCCUGAAUCCUACGAAUGCGAAUGUUCUCCAGGGUAUAUUCUUGACAAUACUGGACAUAUUUGCAUGGAUAAUAGAAAAGGAUCAUGUUGGACAAAAAUGGUGGAUGGCCGAUGUGAGAACAAUUUACCUAGACUUGCUCUAAGAUCAGAGUGUUGUUGUUCAGUUGGUGUUGCUUGGGGAAGUCCCUGUGAAGUUUGCGACCAGUCGUUUUGCGAAUGUUCCAAAGGAUACGCUAAAGUUGAUGGUAAAGCAUGCGUGGAUGUUAACGAGUGCGAAUUAAAUGUUGGAAUCUGUAGAGGAGGUGGUACAUGUGUUAACACUGAUGGAUCUUAUCGCUGCGAGUGUCCUCCUGGUUUGACUCUUGAUCCGACUCAUACAACUUGUAUCGACACCAGAGAAGAAACUUGUUACUUGGAAUAUCGUCAUGGUCAGUGUUCAACCCCAAUAGAAGGACACUUCUCCAAGAUUCUUUGUUGUUGUUCGGUUGGUCGUGCUUGGGGUAACGAAAAAUGUGAAGCUUGUCCAAAAGUAGGAACUCAUGCUCAUUCAGAAUUAUGUCCAAGAGGACUUGGUUUUACCGAACGUCAAGAUAUCAACGAGUGUGUCGAAUUUCCUGGCAUGUGUGUCAACGGUAGAUGCAAGAAUACCGUCGGUAGUUACAGUUGCAGGUGUAAUCAAGGAUUCGCUUUGGAUGAACAUGGCAUCAAAUGUAACGAUAUCGACGAGUGUGGAAUUAUGCAUGGUGUAUGUGGUAAUGGUACGUGUCGAAAUACACCUGGUAAUUUUCAAUGCGAUUGCAAUCCUGGCUAUCGUAGUAGCGACAUCAUGAAAAUUUGUAUGGACAUUAACGAAUGCGAGGAGACUCAAGGUUUAUGCAGAGGUGGUACUUGUGUGAAUACCGAAGGUGGAUUCAAAUGUCAGUGUCCACCAGGACACGAAUUGAGUUCUGACAAAGAUUCCUGCAAGGAUAUCGACGAAUGUUCUAGGACAAGUGGUAUAUGUUCCAAUGGGAUUUGCGAAAAUAUGAUGGGCACAUAUCAAUGUAUUUGCGAUGACGGUUAUCAACAAACUGGACACAAAUCUCAUUGCGAGGAUAUAGACGAAUGUUUGGUGAACAAUGGUGGCUGCGAUGAUAUUUGUAUAAACACACCUGGUAGUUUUUCCUGUUCGUGCGGUACGGGCUACGCGCUUAACUUGGACAGUCGUUCUUGUUCCGACGUGGACGAGUGUAAAGAAAAUCCUCGAAUCUGUAACGGUGGGAAGUGUUCCAAUAUACCUGGUGGAUACAUUUGUACGUGUACGGAAGGAUUGUUACCUGGAAGGGAUGGUGCAUCUUGCAUCGACGUCGACGAGUGCGUAACGCACCCAGAAAUUUGUGGUUUUGGAGAGUGUCAUAAUACGAUAGGAUCUUUCGAGUGUCGUUGCGAGGAAGGUUACUCUGUUAAACCGGAUGCAGGAUCAGCUUGUACAGACGACGACGAGUGUUUACUGAACGCUUACUCCUGCAGCGAGUUUGCCGAAUGUCACAAUACUCAAGGCUCUUACGAAUGUACUUGUCACGAAGGUUUCACUGGAAAUGGUAUUGAGUGUAGGGAUAUUAAUGAAUGUCAAACCAAUAAUGGUGGGUGUGAUUCUAACGCUCAGUGUAUCAACAGCGAUGGCUCCUUUAAGUGCGUCUGCGAUGCUGGUUUCAGGGGCGACGGUUAUACUUGCAAAGACAUUGAUGAAUGUGCAAACGACAAUACUCUUUGUCAGAAUGGUCACUGUUUGAAUUUCCCUGGUUCGUUCCGUUGUGAAUGCGAAAUGGGUUUUAUGCAUCCAGACGAGAAAAAUGAGCAAGCAUGCGUGGACAUAAACGAAUGCGACAUGUUCAACAAUCUUUGCGUUUAUGGUCGUUGCGAGAACAGUUUUGGUAUGUUUCGAUGCAUGUGUAACGAGGGUUACAAGCUGGAUGGUUCUGGUGGUAAUUGCACGGACAUCGACGAAUGCGAGAGUCCGCAGUCAUGCCAAUAUGGUACUUGCAUAAAUACUCAAGGAAAAUAUAUCUGUAAGUGUCCACCCCAUUACGAAUUGGUUGAAGAUGGAAAGGCAUGUGUAGAUAGGCGCGAGUCACUCUGUUUCUCCAGUUUCGAGCAUGGUACUGGCAGACCUCAAUGUGUUUUCGACAUGUCAACGUCGGUAACGAAAGCAACGUGUUGUUGUAGCGUCGGUGUUGCUUGGGGUAAUCGUUGUGAGGAAUGCCCCAAACCAGGCACCAAAGAAUUCGAGGAACUCUGUCCUGGUGGUUUGGGCUAUAGGCCAAACCGUGUCACGGUCAUAUUGGAAGACAUUAACGAGUGCGAGGAACAUGAGAAUAUAUGUCAGAAUGGUCAUUGCACCAAUACCUUUGGCAGUUUUAUGUGCUCCUGCUACGAGGGUUUCGUUUUGGACGACACGAAAACAAGCUGCGUCGAUAUUAACGAGUGCGAGUUACAUCCGUACAUAUGUAGCGUGGGUCGUUGCAUCAACGACGAGGGUAAAUAUCACUGCGAGUGUCCCGAAGGUUACAUGGCCAUGCCAGGAGGAAAGGAAUGCGUCGAUAUGAGGAAAGAAUUCUGUUAUCUUUCAUACGAAUCUGGACAAUGCAUCACACCUAUGGCUCAACCUCAGACCAAAAUGUUAUGUUGUUGUUCGAUGGGAGCAGCCUGGGGUAGUCCUUGUGAAAAAUGUCCAUCCGAAAGGACUCGUGAACAUGAAAUUUUAUGCGGAAUGGUACCAGGACAAUAUAUGAACCCAAUUACCAAUCAUACCGAAGAAAUCGACGAAUGCGCACUUAUGCCAACAAUGUGCACUCAUGGUCGUUGUUUAAACACACCCGGUAGUUUUGAGUGUCAAUGCGAACAAGGAUUUGUUUAUGAUCAGGAUUCUCAUCAGUGUAUCGAUGAAAACGAAUGUUUGCAAAUACCAAAUCCUUGUAGCGGUAAUGCACAGUGCAUCAAUCAACAAGGAUAUUUCGAGUGUGUUUGUCCUGCUGGAUACAAAUUAGGUAUCACCCAACGGAAUUGUGUCGACAUCGAUGAAUGUUACGAAAGAUCGGGUAUAUGCAAUAACGGAGUUUGCAACAAUCUACAGGGUAGUUUCCAAUGUGUUUGUCAUUCUGGUUUUGUUUUAACUCACGAUCGAGAAAAUUGCGUGGACAUCGAUGAAUGUCAACGAAAUCCAAAUAUUUGUAAUAAUGGCACUUGCAUCAAUAGUCUUGGUUCUUACAAAUGUCAAUGUUACGAUGGUUUCAAAUUGAGCCCUAAUAACGAUUGUGCUGACAUUGAUGAAUGUAGGAUAAUGCCAUUCCUGUGUCGCAACGGUAGAUGUCGUAAUACUGUUGGUGCGUUUAUUUGUGAAUGUGCCGAUGGUUACACAUUGGCUCAAGAUAGACAACAUUGUCGAGACAUUGACGAAUGCCACGAGAUACCUGGCUUGUGUCCGUUCCCAGGAAAAUGUCAAAAUUUAAUGGGAUCUUAUAUGUGUAAUUGUCCACCUGGUUACGAAUUGAACAAUGAAAGAAGAAGAUGCGUUGAUAUCGACGAGUGUUUAGAGACAAUCGGUAUUUGUGAAAAUGGUCAAUGCAUUAAUACGGAUGGUGGUGUUAUCUGUGAAUGUCCAGUUGGUUAUCAAUUGAGCGACAAACCUAAUUCGAUGAGAUGCAUUGAUGUUAGAGAGGAACAAUGUUAUGAUAGCUAUAGACGUGGCCAAUGUUCUUUUCCUAGGAAAGGUGGAAUGACGAAGAAACAUUGUUGUUGUACCAUGGGUAAAGCUUGGGGCAAAUAUUGCGAACAAUGUCCAUCAGAGAACAGUGAGGAUUUCAGAAGAUUAUGUCCAGAAGGAUCAGGUCGUGACGAUACGGGUAUAGAUUUGAACGAAUGUCUUUUCAUGCCUGAUGCUUGUUCCGGUGGCGAUUGUAUAAAUACUGAUGGUUCAUUCCGAUGCGAGUGUCCAUCUGGUUACGUUUUGGAUGAAACUGGAAGACGUUGCAUCGACAACAACGAAUGUUUAACCGUACAGAAUAUUUGUGGCAACGGUACCUGCAACAACAUAGAUGGUGGUUUCGAAUGUUCCUGUAACGAUGGUUUUACACCUGGUGUUAAUCAAGUUUGCGAGGAUAUCAAUGAGUGCCUUGAAUUAGGCAACCAAUGUGCUUUUAGAUGUCACAAUGCACCUGGAUCGUUCAGAUGUAUAUGUCCAUAUGGAUAUACUUUGGCUCCUGAUGGAAGACAUUGUAUUGAUGUCGACGAGUGUGCAACACCAGCAAACAAUUGCAAAUAUCAAUGCAAAAAUUUAAUUGGAACGUUCAUGUGCAUUUGUCCACCUGGAUAUCAACAAAUUGGCAUGGCUGACGAAUGUAAGGACAUUAAUGAGUGUUCCAUUAAUUCUGGUUUAUGCAGACAUGGACAUUGCGUCAAUUUAGAAGGAAGUUAUCAAUGUUAUUGUUCCGAAGGUUUUGUACAAAGCGCUGACGGCAAAUCUUGCAUUGACCGUAGAGUUGGUUAUUGUUUCUUGCAAACGAUUGGUGGUAGAUGUACAGCAAGAACCUCAGAAUUACGUACAGUGACUAAAGCUGAUUGUUGUUGCACUAUGGGUGCUGCAUGGGGUCAAUAUUGUGAAAUAUGUCCUUCCAGAGACUCGGACGAUUACAACGAAUUAUGCUUGGACAAGGGCUUCUCUAUAAAUGGUCAAGAUAUUGACGAAUGUAAAACGAUACCGGAUUUGUGUAGAAACGGAAUGUGCAUUAACACUUUGGGUUCCUACAGAUGCAUUUGCAACAAGGGAUACAAAUCUGAUAAAUCAGGAGCACAUUGUAUUGAUGUGAACGAGUGCGAAUUAACACCCAAACCAUGCAAAUACACUUGCCAAAAUACUGAAGGAAGUUUCAUAUGUUCCUGUCCGACCGGUUUUAUAUUAAAUCCUGACGGUAUCAGUUGUCGUGACAUGGAUGAAUGUGCUACAGGAAAUCAUCUUUGUCAACAAAAUUGUGUCAAUACUCAAGGAAGUUAUACUUGUGGUUGUCGCGAAGGAUACACUCAAGAUGGGGAUGCUUGUCAUGAUAUUAACGAGUGUGAACAACCUGGGACUUGUCCGAAACCGGGUACGUGCGUCAAUACUCUUGGCAGUUUCCGAUGUAUCUGUCCCAGAGGAUUUAAGCUUGAUCAGUCUGGAAGAUUUUGUACCGAUCAUAACGAAUGUGCCGAUGAUAGUAAUUGCGAACAUGGUUGUCAAAACUUCAUGGGAAGCUAUCGUUGUGGUUGUCCUGAAGGAUUUGUUCAACAUCUUUACUAUAGUCAAUGCAUUGAUGAAAACGAAUGCAACAAUUCUCCUUGCGGUGAAAAUACUUGCAUUAACACUAUAGGAAGUUACAAGUGUGGUUGUCCUGACGGUUAUCAAUUUGAUAAUAAUUUACAGAUUUGCGUUCAGGUUAGCGCUGGUUGUCUGGGAUCUCCUUGUGCUUUUGGAUGCACACCUAACGGUGCUAAUGGUUUCAUUUGUGGUUGUCCAACUGGUUAUCAACGAAUUGGACAAGGCCAUUGUUUGUCUACGAUUAAUCCUUUAUCUCAACCGAAUUAUGGUGAGGAAAUUGGUAAUGUUCCAACUUAUGUAAUUAAUCCUGAUACUUAUCACAUUCCAUCAACCGAUGAUAAGACUAUUUCUACCGAAGGAUGUUUCUCUUGCAAGAUUAACGGUAAAGGAAGACGUAGAAGAGGUGUAAGAUUGAGAUCGGUUGAUGAAGAAUUGCAACAAAAACGAAACGAAUUAAUCAAACGUCGUGUUACUCGAAAAGCAAGAAGACAUCAUCAUGGUGAAGAGCACGUUUUGAAAAUCAGUAUACGUCAGACUAAACAUAAAAUGAGGAUCAUCAAAUUGCAACCUGCGAUAAAGGACGAAGAGAUGGAAUAUACGAUAGUUCAUGGUAACAAACACGAAAAUUUUGAAAUUGCUAAAGAUUAUGGGAUUUGGGCACUUCAUUUCCGUAGUCGUUUGAAGAAACCAGGUGAAUUUCAUAUAGUCAUACAUGGUCGUCCAAGAAAUGGUAUAACCGAGGAAAAUGAAGUUUGGGAGAAACCAUUGACAUUUAGAAUUCAUCUUAUAGUCACGGAAUGAAUUAGAUCAAAUUAUUUACUGUCCGUUUGAAUGUACUAAUAGGGGAACAUUAACGUCCUAAUAUCUCAAUGAAACAGUAUACUUUAAAAUUUAAUACGAAGAUAUAGGGGACGUUGAUUGGAUUUUUUUUUAUUUUAUGAAAGUUUUCUUUUAGGAUUUAAGAAACAAACAAUUAUUUUAUUAUCUAAUUUUAUUCGGUGGGCACCGAUGGAGGACACAUAAGUUGUAUCCAAAACAAAUUUGGAUCAUCAUUUUAAAUGAUACAAUUAUUAUUAAUUAAUUAACACUGCCAAUGAUUUAAUUAAUCAUAUUCUCAAUGUGUUCAAAAACAAAACAAAACAAAACAAAAAGAAAUAAAAAAAGAAUUAAAAGAAAAAUUUGGGAUUUAGGAACUUGAAAGUUUUCUAUGAUAUAGUUAUUACCAAAGUUAAUACACACAUACACAAACAUACAUCGUCACUGCCAACCGAAAUCUCUUUAUCUAUACGAAUCUUUAUCGAUAUAAUAAUAAUAAUUAUUAUUAUUAUUACUGCCCGUUAUAAUGCAAAAAAAAAAAAGAAAAAAAAUGUUCUAACGAUAGUGAUAACAAUCGAUUAGAGUUGUACAAACAUAUUGAAAUCUUAUUCUAAUUGUAAGUAAAACAAUAAUUGUACACAGAAAACAAAUUUUAGCUUUAUAAAUAUAGAUAUAUAUAAAUAUAUUAAUAUAAUUUAUGAAAUUGUAGCAUUAACAUAAUUUGUAGGAUGUAAUUUAGGAUGAUACGUAAAAGAGAAAAAUGAAAGAGACAAUAUUUUCUAACGUCGAGUCUCUCGAAUGAGUCAAUUUCUUAUUUAACUUACUAUGUGCCUUUUAACAUGAUUUAACAAACAAACAAAAAAUUAAAAAUUAUAUGCAUAUAAUUAUAUAUAUAUAUAUAUAAAGAAAAAAAAAAAAAAGAAGAAAUAAGAUAAAUCAUGUAUAAUUACAGUGCCUAACAUAUAUUACCGAAUAAUAUUAUAAAUAGAAUUUAAGUGAAUAAUUUCGUAAAAGUGCAGAGCACUAUAGUUAACACAUUAACCAUGUGAAUAAUAUAAAAAAAAAAUACAAAUUUCAUUUUAUACAGCCAAUCAAUGUUUAUUUCGACACGAAUUUUGAUGACAGUAAGAAACGACAAAAAAUAAAGAAAUAACCUGUAAAUUAA